AUGGCGUCCGGCGAGGAGGACGGCACGGUGGACGACAAGGAAAACAACAACAAGAAGAAAACCAAAAGUGCCCUCGCGACAGCAUGGCUCACUUUCUACAACAUCGCCAUGACCGCCGGGUGGCUUGUUCUGGCGAUAGCGAUGGCACGCUUUUACAUCCAGAAAGGCUCAACCAAGGGCCUCUACAGAAGUAUAGCAAGGACACUCAAGUUUUUCCAGACCUUUGCAUUAGUAGAGGUUGGUCACUGUGCAAUUGGAAUUGUGAGGACUUCUGUGAUCGUAACUGGGGUUCAAGUGUGCUCAAGGAUUUUCAUGGUUUGGUUUAUAACCAACAGCAUCAGACAGAUCCAGAAUGAAGAGAGCGUUAUCCUUUUCUUGGUUGUGUGGACAUUGACAGAGAUUACCAGAUAUUCAUACUACACUUUCAAGCUCCUGCACCACCUGCCGUAUUUCAUCAAAUGGGCCAGAUACAACCUGUUCAUCAUCCUCUACCCGCUGGGGGUCAUCGGGGAGCUGCUCACCAUCUACGCUGCUCUGCCAGUGGUGCGCAGAACAGGAAUGUACUCCAUGAGGCUUCCCAACAAGUAUAACGUGUCCUUCGACUACUACUACUGCCUCAUCAUCGCCAUGCUGUCCUACAUCCCACUGUUUCCUCAGCUCUACUUCCACAUGCUGCGGCAGAGAAGGAGGGUGCUUCACGGGGAGGUCAUCGUGGAGAAGGACGACUAG
Messenger RNA from Knipowitschia caucasica, 729 nucleotides. Lineage: Eukaryota; Metazoa; Chordata; Actinopteri; Gobiiformes; Gobiidae. The record is from the annotation of a GenBank genome assembly.